AUGAGUGAACACAACUGCAGUCAGCGAUGGCUUCGACGCGAAGACCCGAUGGAAGACACGGCAGACGCGGACGACAUGACCACACCGUUUGAUCUGAACCUCAUUCACGAUAUCCAAAAUCGCCGCCAUUUGUAUCGAUUGAUGACUUCAUCGCUUUGUCCGCAAAUAUAUGGCCACCAAAUGGUUAAGUCGGCGCUCGUGUUGGCCCUCAUGAGUGGCGCCCAGAAGAGCGACCGCUUCGCACCGCAGAUGACGACCAGCGGUUCCGUUCACGUCCUGCUCUUCGGAGAUCACGGCUCCAACAAAGACCUACUCCUCAAGAGUGUCCACUCGUGCGCUCCGAACGGCCAUUACGUGUGCGGAAGCGCUUCGACCAUCAAAUGUCUCACAAGUCGUCUGAAGCGACACAAAGGCAAAGAUGUGCUCCAAAACGGAUCACUUGUGUCGCGACAAAUGGGCAUUUGUUGUGUCGACGACUUCGAGAGUUUGGAUAGCAGUCAACAACAGGCGGUCCACGAAGUGAUGGACUCACAGACCCAUUGGUUCUGUUGUAAGGAUCAGAUGAAGCGCUCGACGGCUAACACAUCCAUAAUAGCGGCCAUCAAUCCAACGGACGGCGCAUUCAAUGACAGUUUGAAUGUCUGGCAAAACACGAAACUCAAGAAACCCUUAUUAUCUCAAUUCGAUCUCAUCUUCGGUUUAACCGAUACUCCCGACGAAGAGUUGGACUCAAAGCUGUCCAAAGAUGUGCUCACUUCGCACAACCCAUUGGCCGAAACCAGUGGCCAAACAUCGCAGCAAAAGUUCUGUUCCCAAAGAGUGAAGAGCGAGAGAAAUCAGUUCCGAUCACUUGAUUGCCAACUCAUGUCGAAACUGGUGUUCGACGCCACCGAAGAGGAGCCCACACUUAUUCCUCACGAGUCGAUCAAACAUUAUGUCGAUUACGCGCAACAAUUCAUUCAUCCGGUGAUCGAUAGCACCGCUCAACAGCUGUUGAAUGAGUUCAGCGCCGAAAUGGCGAACACAGAGAUUAGCAAAUCUAUGACCAAAAACUUGCAGACACUCUACCGCUUGACUGAAGCCAGAGCUCGACUCGAACUGAGACCUGUGGCCACUGAAGAGGACGCCCGCGAUGUCAUUGAUAUCAUUAAGUUUUCUAUCGGAAAGGAUUAUUUGGUCCCUAAUUUGGUUCAAGAUGUGAUCAAAUCGAGUCAAAUGUCUUUCAAGGGUUCCAAUAAAAGACAAAACACUAAAAACUUGUUGAAAGCUUUGCAGACAUUCAGUGGACAGAAUCAGCAAAAGGUGUUUACAAUCGACCAAAUAAUAGGCAUUUGUUCCACAUUUCAAAUACCGUUUGACACAAAAGAUGACAUUUUGCAGGCAAUCGAUAGACUAAACAACGAAACGCUAAUCAUUAAAAACGGAUCUAAUUAUAAAUUGCUUUAA
Medioppia subpectinata is the source of this 1446-nucleotide messenger RNA. Lineage: Eukaryota; Metazoa; Arthropoda; Arachnida; Sarcoptiformes; Oppiidae. The record is from the annotation of a GenBank genome assembly.